AUGCUCAUAACAACCAGCACUGGGAAGCGUCGCAUGCUGAGCGCUGAUGCUUCGCUGCCAGAGUACUUUGCGUUCGGCUCGACAGCUCACCUGCUGCUCCCAUUGGACACUUGGAUGUCUAGCGUCGACGGUAGCGGCUACGCUGAUCUGCAGCGAGCGAGUCUGCGUCGGGGACAUGUAGCGAAAGGAUCUUGGUCCGCAAACUUCGACCCGCGCGGCGCACUGGGCGGACUCGUUGGUAUACCACUGGACGUCCCACGCAGGAUGGAUAGUAUAGACCGGGCAAGAGCGUCGUGGCCUCCCCCGAGUCGGGUGACAGCAUCUAUGAAGGAUCUGUCUACUAUCAUCUGGCCCAGCCAUGGAGUUGCUCUUUUGGACGAUCACGCUGGCAAGAAGCUACUCGCAAGAUUGAGCUCGCGUCACGGGCACUUCUACAAACAGCCUCAGGCUCAGAUAGAGGCACCAAGACUAAGCUCUCAGGUUCCCACUCGACGCUCCUUUAUGAUCGAGAUUCUGUCUUAUCUCUCCCCACGCUCUUUUCCUUCGUUCCUUCCUCGUCUCUGA
This is a messenger RNA of Peniophora sp. CBMAI 1063, 564 nucleotides long. The record is from the annotation of a GenBank genome assembly. Lineage: Eukaryota; Fungi; Basidiomycota; Agaricomycetes; Russulales; Peniophoraceae.